Molecule: messenger RNA, 519 nt
Organism: Drosophila sulfurigaster albostrigata
Lineage: Eukaryota; Metazoa; Arthropoda; Insecta; Diptera; Drosophilidae
Product: putative gustatory receptor 98a
Exons: 2
Coding region: 24-509 (161 amino acids)
Biological process (GO): sensory perception of taste
Cellular component (GO): membrane
Source: RefSeq, a predicted model, not a curated record
UCAGUUUGUACUCUGUGCUGAUCAUGGCGUUCUAUCAGGAGCUCAUUAAAGUCAGCUCUGAACUUGUGGAGCAACUACAGAGUUCAGGAUGUGAACUAACAAAUUCUUUAGAACGUUUAUCGACACUGCGACAACUGCACAGCAUACUCUGGAACACAAUACGUUCGAUUGAGAGCAACUUUGAGCUGAGUCUGAUUAUUGUGAUGCUCAAGUUCUUUGUGGACAUCUUCGUGUUGCCCUAUUGGAUCUUCAUCAAUGUGCAGAGUCAAAGAAAUACAGCUGUGGUGCAAUAUUGCGCCGUUGAGGAAGUAGUCAAAUUUCUCGAGCUGCUCAUACCCUUUAUGAUCUGGAAUCGCUGUGAACUGUUGCAGCGACAGUUUCGUUCCAUACUUCACAGUCUCAAUACGAAUCGAGUUGAUGGCCAACUCAAUGCGUGUCUCUGGCGUCUGUCAGCUCAACUGGGCCAAGAGAGUUGUCAAUUCAGCGCUGGUGGAUUUUUUGGUUAUUAAUAAUCAAAUG